AUGUCGCGUGUGUCCGGCGAGGAGGAGUGGCCCCUGGCCAACGCCCCCGGACCGCGGUCCAAGGCGUACGACGAGUUCCCGGAAGGCUUCGUCAAGGGCGAGAACGGGUUCGACUUCCAUGUCUACUACAUCCCCUCCGACCCCGAGUCGGCGAAGCACGCCAAGGAGCUUCACGACCGAAUCAGAAAGGAGUUCCCUGAGCUUGUCAUCUAUCGGUUCUGGGACAAGCCGAUGGGUCCCCACCCUACUGCCAUGUUCGAAGUCGACACGCAGAACCCGCACCAAACAGGCGCAUUUUUCUCGUGGCUCGCCGUCAACCGCGGCCCGUGCGACGUGUUGGUUCACCCCAACACUGGAGACGCAUACAAGGACCACACGACAUUAGCGACUUGGAUGGGCAGGCAGUGGCCACUGUACGAGAAUUUGCUCCGUUGA
Coniophora puteana RWD-64-598 SS2 is the source of this 435-nucleotide messenger RNA. RefSeq lists its product as uncharacterized. The transcript is spliced from 5 exons. The coding region runs from base 1 to 435 and encodes 144 amino acids. The record is from RefSeq and is a predicted model, not a curated record. NCBI's taxonomy places the organism in Eukaryota, Fungi, Basidiomycota, Agaricomycetes, Boletales, Coniophoraceae.